Camellia sinensis is the source of this 929-nucleotide messenger RNA. Its product is annotated as agamous-like MADS-box protein AGL29. The record is from RefSeq and is a predicted model, not a curated record. Gene Ontology annotation, molecular function: DNA-binding transcription factor activity, RNA polymerase II-specific; protein dimerization activity; RNA polymerase II cis-regulatory region sequence-specific DNA binding. NCBI's taxonomy places the organism in Eukaryota, Viridiplantae, Streptophyta, Magnoliopsida, Ericales, Theaceae. Gene Ontology annotation, biological process: regulation of transcription by RNA polymerase II.
CUAAAAAGUCCAAUUCCUUAGAUUCCCAUUGUAGUAGGGUUUUGAAUUUGGCGCAAACGAAAACGAAAACAAGAAGCGAAUAAAGUAACAAUGGGGCGUAGAAGAGUCGAAAUCAAGAGAAUCGAAGACAAAGCCAGAAGACAAACCACCUUCACAAAGCGCCGUGACGGCCUCUUCAAGAAGACCGGCGAGCUCUGCAACUUGUGCGGCACCGAAGCCGCCGUCAUCACCUUCUCCAACGCCGGCAACACCUUCGCCUUCGGCAACCCCUCCGUCGACUCCGUCCUCGACCGUUACCUCUCCAUGACCUCAUCAUCCUCCAGAGCCUCCGUGGACGGCGGCGAGGUGGCGGCGGCUGAACGAGUGAGAGAGAGGGAAGAGAGGCUUGCGGAGGCUCUGGCUAGGUUGGAGGUCGAGAAGAAGAGGGGAGAGGCGAUCGAUGAGGCUUUGAGUAUGUUGAAAUUGAAUGAGGAUGUCGUUGUUGGAGAUUCGAAAGUUAGGGCUUCGGAGGAGAUGGGGGAGAUUCGGAGUGCGGUGGAGAUGGCUCAAUUGGAAGCGGAGAAGAAGCAUGAUGAGGUUGUUGAUGAGAUGUUGACGAUGUUGAAUGCGAAGGCUGAAGCUUCGAGAUUGAAAGAAGUUGAACAGGAGGUUGGGAUGGAUGUGGAUGAGGAGACGACUGAAUUGCAAAUCGGAAACAAAAGCCAAAGAGGUGAUCGAUGAUUCUACUGUUCCUCAUGGUUGUGAAUUAGGGUUUUGGAUUCUACUUAAUCAGAAUCCCCCUUUCUGGUUUCUUUAGCUGCAUUGUGUACAGUAGGUAGUAUAGAAAUCUUGAUUGAGAAUGGAUCCCUUUUUUUUUUUGUUCUUGUUCUUGGCUGAUUCUUAUUUUCAUGGAAAAUACUAGAGUCUUGUUGUUCUUGUUUUGAGAUGAA